Molecule: messenger RNA, 1200 nt
Organism: Camellia sinensis
Lineage: Eukaryota; Viridiplantae; Streptophyta; Magnoliopsida; Ericales; Theaceae
Source: RefSeq, a predicted model, not a curated record
AUGACUGUUGCUUCUUCUUCUUCUUCUUGGGUGUUGUUCUUCUUAGUUGUGGCAGAGCUCGCGUGCGGCAUGUCGAGCCUGAUUGGAUUGGGUUCGAGAUUGUUAGCGAGGGAGAACCAAAUAUGGGUUUCUGAGAAUGGAACUUUUGCAUUUGGGUUCACUCCGGCGGUGGACUCAUGGUCGCGUGGUGAUCAGUUUAUAUUGGGUAUUUGGUUUGCUCAACUUCCCGGAGAUCGAACCUUGGUUUGGUCUUCUAACAGAAACUCACCCGUCGGCAAAUCCGCAAUCUUGGACUUGGACGCCACCGGCAACCUCCUCCUACUAGACGGCGACACCACCGUCUGGACCUCCAACACCUCCUCCGCCGCCGUCCACUCCGCCGUCAUGUCCGAAUCCGGCAACUUCAUUCUCUACACCUCCAACCAAACCAUUGCAUGGCAAAGCUUCUCUCAUCCAUCUGACACCCUACUCCCCAACCAACCAUUAACGGUCUCGCUCGAGCUCACUUCCCCAAUCUCCCAUUCCCAUGGCGGUUACUACACUCUCAACAUGUUGCAACAACCCACUUCGCUCAGCCUCGCUCUCAGCUACAACAUGCCGGAAUCUUACAACAACUACUCCUACUGGUCUGGACCCGACAUCUCCAACGUAACAGGUGAUGUUGUUGCUGUCUUGGAUGAAGCAGGGAGCUUUGGGAUUGUCUAUGGUGCUUCUUCUAAUGGUGCUGUGUAUGUCUACAAGAAUGAUGGCGACAAUGGUGGAUUAUCUUCUUCAUCGAAUCAAUCCAUCAGGGUAUCCAUUCUUCGCCGGUUAAUUCUCGAGACUAAUGGGAAUUUACGUCUGUAUCGAUGGGACAACGAUGUCAAUGGCUCGCGCCAAUGGGUUCCUGAAUGGGCUGCUGUAUCGAACCCCUGUGACAUUGCUGGUGUUUGUGGAAAUGGGAUUUGUAGUUUGGAUCGAAGCAAGACAAAUGCUUCUUGCACAUGCUUGCCGGGUUCUUCCAAAUCUGGAACAGAGCUUCGGUGCUACGACAACUCAUCGCUCACAGGAAAAUGUGGACCUCAACAUCAGAACAUGACAUCUGAAUUCAAAAUUGAAACUGUGCAACAAAGCAAUUACUACUUUUCUGAUUCAUCAGUGAUAGCUAAUUACAGUGAUAUUGCAAAAUGGAAACACUUUUUUUUAGUUUUCAUUUUCUAG